Molecule: messenger RNA, 803 nt
Organism: Cylicocyclus nassatus
Lineage: Eukaryota; Metazoa; Nematoda; Chromadorea; Rhabditida; Strongylidae
Source: the annotation of a GenBank genome assembly
CACACGUUUAGAUGAACACGAUGCAAGGCUACUUAUCACAAGAGUCCCCAGAAUGGAACAUUGACAUGGCGACUCCGCUGCAAGCUCUUCUCUCACAGAACUUUCACCAGAAGAAGCUAGUGUCUAGGAUCGAUGGCAUAUGCAAACUGAGUGCCAGCUAUCAACUUUGUUUGGCGCAAUGUCCACAAAAUCCAGCGAAGCGCAUCCUCCUUAGUGGGCAAAAGGCAUGGAACAUUAUAUGUUACGACUUCAGAAAUGACUCAGACUUCCGCAAAUUUGUUGUGCCAUGUUGGUCGAAGCAGGGCUUGACGCUGACAGAGCAGUGCUCCUCUCUGGCACGGACUCUUCACUUGGAAAUGAUUCAGCUCAUGGAAGGAGGCUUGGACAAUUUGAGACAGGGUAUGGACACACUAUGCAGGAGCGUUCAUUCUUACGAUAGCUGCUUUAUAAUGAAGAGUCAUGAGAGCUGCGGAGUAAAGGCUGCAAAGUUCCUUGUCAAGCUGACCCACCAAACAUCACACGCUCUGGUUGACCUGCUGGAUGAGGUGCUAGGUGUUAGAGACUUGCCUAGAAGUUGUCUCGACUGGCUGGUGCACAACUAUGCCUCAAAAUCGGGACCAAGAGGUAUUGCCAAACGUAUGAAGACUUCCAGAAGAACUUCCUUAGUCAUGGUGCUUCUUGUUGUGAUCUGCUACAACAUAAUUUUUUGUGUGAAUCAACUGCUUUGAAGUUCAUGCUGGUCAUAUAACUCAGUAUGUGAACUGCACAUAAGCCGCGUAACCCUGCGACGUUUUAUAUAGAUU